CCGCACCGGGCCGCUGCUGGGCCGCCGGCGCGGCGCGGCCGCCGGCGCGGCCGCGGAAGGAGGGGCGCGAGGUGCACCGGGUGAUCGGCUUCCAGGGCGUCGCCGCCGCGAGGUACAUGAAGCAGGUGGAGGAGAGCCACAAGGCGUCGAUCGAGCGGGUGCCGCACCUCUUCGAGGCCGCCGGCGACGGCAAGAAGACCUCCGUGAACCUCAAGUUCUCGGUCGUGCACAGCGACCACGCCUCGGCCGCGUCCGGGAGGCCGGGGGCCGGCGCCGCGGCGGGCCCGCAGCAGCCCGAGCGUGCGCGGGCGGCUUCGCGCCCGCGGAGGCGCUGGACCAGAGCCGCAGGCAGCAGCAGCUGGAGCAGUCGCGGGAGGACGAGCAGGCCGUCGCGCGCUGGGUCCACGCGGUCACCGGCGACGCGGGCGCCCUCGCGGCCGCGGAGGGGCGGCGGCCUCUCGAGGAGGCCUUGCAGUCGGGCGAGGCGCUCUGUGACCUGGUCAACGCCGUUUGGCCGGGGCAGAUCGUCGGCACGGUGCGUGGCGAGGCCCAGGGCGGGCGCCGGCUGCUCAACAUCACGCGUUUCGUGCAGGCGUGCCCGCGGCUCGGCGUGAGGACGGAGGACUUCGGCAUCGUCUGCCCGAUCCCUGCGGUAAUUCGGGUCGCGUCGUGUCGACGGGCGGCCCCGCCGCCGGCGUCCAACGAUGAACGCCGCCGGCGACCCGGCAUCGGUGGACGUUGAACGGUCCGACGUGUCGGAAACGGCCGAUCUUUCCAGGUUGAACGAUCCCCGCGGUGACAGGAAUGAGCGCUGGAGUCGCCACGACACGAACCUGUUGUUGGUCACCCGCGGGGGCGCGAAGACAGCGCGCCUCGCGCGUCGCAGCCUGGGCCAGACAAGCGCCCUUCUCCAGGGCGGCGGCGCGAGCGCGCGAACAUAACCGCACAUCGUGGGGCGCGAUGUUCGGAAUCGGGCAAGUGAGGAUUCGCAUCCCCGUUGGGCCAGUGUAUCUUAGGCACACCAGCCCACUUCCUGGGUGGGGAAGCGCCACGCGAAACCCGAGAGGAACAGCAGC
This is a messenger RNA of Prorocentrum cordatum, 1076 nucleotides long. The record is from the annotation of a GenBank genome assembly. Lineage: Eukaryota; Dinophyceae; Prorocentrales; Prorocentraceae.